GAGACGACAGUGCGCGCGUCAAAGGAGGUGGGAUUUCCUCUCCUCCUUAAACAUCAUUCUACUCCUCCUAGAUAUGUAUCGGCGUGCGGUGCACCUGUUUUAUGUUUGAUUUGGGUCAACUGCUGCUGAAAUGCUCUAUUUGCUACCACUAUUAUCAAUAGCCAAACGAAAGGUUUAAACGACCUAUUCGGUGGUUCCCGAGAGACCUCGAUUCAGUGUGAUUUAGGUAGAGGAUGUGUUGAUUUUUCUCUUUCGGGGUGCAGCAGUGAGACAGCAUUUUUCCCGGCUGACACAUCAUAAUCAGUAGGCUACGAGUGGACAAGCCCCGUAGGACACCAUGUCGGACAAAAGUGACCUAAAAGCAGAGCUGGAGCGUAAGAAGCAGCGCCUCGCCCAAAUCAGGCAGGAAAAAAAGAUAAAGGAGGAGGAGAGGAAGAAGAAAGAGGUAUGGAAAAAAUCAGAGAGCCAACAGAAGCGAGAGGCCACCCCAGAGGAUUCAGACUUAGAUCGCAAGCGCAGGGAGACUGAGGCCCUGCUACAGAGUAUCGGCAUCUCACCGGAGCCUUCACUAGUCCAUUCUUUGCAGCCUUUAAUGUUAGAUUCAUGUUAUUUUCAUUAUUUAGUCCCGACCCCUGUGUCCCCCUCCAAAUCAGUGAGCACACCCAGUGAGACGGGGAGCCAGGAUUCAACUGACGGAGGAGCAGCAGGCAGGUUUAGGUCAGGUUUCUCUAAAAACAAGUCCCAAGCACAGAGCUCAAGGACGCUGCAGUGGGACACAGACCCCUCUGUGCUGCAGCUGCAGGCUGAUUCUGAGCACGGGCGCAGGAUGCAGAGGCUGGGAGCGUCUAAGAUCACACAGGUAGACUUCCUUCCCAAAGAGGUGGUCUCUUACUGCAAAGAGACGCAGACGCCACUCACUGCCCACCUGUCUGAAGUAGAGGAGGAAGAGGAAGAUGAGGAGAUGAUGGAGGCAAAGCCAGGCCCAGAGUCGGAGCAGCAAGAUGAAGAUGACAACAGGGAAAACAAAGAAGGCUCAUUUCCAGUUCUACGGGAGCUGACAGAGGAGGAGAGGCAGCAGAUCCUGCACUCUUCUGAGUUUCAGAGUUUCUUUGACUGCAGCAUCCGGGUGAUGGAGAGAGCUCUGGCUGAAGACAGCAACAUCUUCUUUGACUACGGUGGCCGGGAGCUGGAGGACAAAGAGGGAGACUUAGGUAGUGGCUCCAGUCUGUCCUUUAGCCGACUCUUCUAUGAUGAACACUGGUCGAAACAUCGUGUGAUCACCUGCCUUGACUGGUCGCUUCAGUAUCCUGAGUUGCUGGUUGCCUCCUAUAACAAUAAUGAAGAUGCUCCUCAUGAACCAGAUGGUGUUGCCCUAGUAUGGAACAUCAAAUUUAAGAAGGCCACACCAGAGUACAUCUUUCACUGUCAGUCUCCAGUAGUAUCUGUGGGCUUUGCCAGGUUUCAUCCCAACCUGGUGGUGGGGGGCACUUACUCGGGACAGAUUGUCCUGUGGGACAACCGCAGUCACCGUCGGACCCCCGUCCAGAGGACUCCUCUGUCUGCUGCUGCACACACUCACCCAGUCUACUGUGUGAACGUGGUCGGCACCCAGAAUGCCAACAACCUGAUCACUGUGUCUACAGACGGCAGGAUGUGCUCCUGGAGUCUGGACAUGCUUUCCCAGCCACAGGAGACCAUGGAACUGGUGUACAAUAAAUCCAAACCCGUGGCGGUGACAGGCAUGGCUUUUCCCACAGGAGAUGUUAACAACUAUGUGGUUGGGAGCGAGGAGGGCACUGUGUACACUGCAUCCAGACAUGGCAGCAAGGCGGGUAUCUGUGAGAUGUUCGAGGGCCACCAGGGGCCGGUGACGGGUAUCAGCUGCCACAGUGCAGUGGGCACCGUCGACUUUUCCCACCUAUUCAUCACAUCCUCCUUCGACUGGACCGUCAAACUGUGGAGCACCAAGCAAAACAAGCCUCUGUACUCGUUUGAGGACAACGCUGACUAUGUGUAUGACGUGGCGUGGUCACCUGUUCACCCUGCGAUCUUUGCCGCCGUAGAUGGCAUGGGCCGCUUAGACCUGUGGAACCUCAACAACGACACUGAGGUACCAACUGCCAGUGUGACCAUCGAGGGUGCUUCGGCCCUCAACAGGGUCCGCUGGUCGUCAGGCGGGAAGGAGGUGGCGGUGGGCGACUCAGAAGGCCGAGUCUGGAUCUACGAUACUGGAGAGCUGUCAGUGACUCACACUGAUGACUGGGCGCGCUUCGCUCGUACCCUGAUGGAGAUUCGUGCUAACCGGGCGGACGGCGAGGAGGAGGGGCCUAUGGAGCUGGCUUCAUAGAGCAGGACUCCAAAGAGACCAGUGGGGUGUACUACAAAGCGAGAUUAGUGGUUAGCAAGGUAUGUUAAACCUAAAGCCCAAAUGUCCCAAAGGUGAUUCUUUUUAACCUGGUAGAUCGCCAUGGUAAAUGAGCUACACACCUAGAGUUUCGGAUUGAAAUUGGCUAUAAAAAAGCGACCCUUUUACUGAUCAUUAACUCUGGAAAUUGUGUCACCAUUAUGAGGUUCUCUUCGGAGGGAUUGUUUCAUAGGAUUUCCUUUGGGUUAUUACUCACAUACCAUCACAGAGCCUUAGGGGAGCAUGAGGGGGAUUUUGUUCAUAGAAAGUCCUUUCACAGCAUCAAUUGUCUGGUGG
Etheostoma cragini (Arkansas darter) is the source of this 2701-nucleotide messenger RNA. It is a transcript of the gene dync1i1a, whose product is annotated as cytoplasmic dynein 1 intermediate chain 1. Gene Ontology annotation, cellular component: cytoplasmic dynein complex. The transcript is spliced from 18 exons. Gene Ontology annotation, biological process: transport along microtubule. NCBI's taxonomy places the organism in Eukaryota, Metazoa, Chordata, Actinopteri, Perciformes, Percidae. Bases 338 to 2347 code for a protein of 669 amino acids. The record is from RefSeq and is a predicted model, not a curated record. Gene Ontology annotation, molecular function: dynein light chain binding; dynein heavy chain binding.